AUGGCGCAGACCGGAGACGCAGAGAUACCGAAGACGUGCAAAGCCGGUGUAGUCGUGAACGAGGGUCCAGACUUCAAGCUUGCAGUCGAAGACGUACCAGUCCCCGAGCCAGGCCCCAAUGACGUCCUGAUCAAGCUCAACGCAACCGGCAUCUGCUACUCCGACAUCCACUACAUGCUCAACGACCUGCCCAUCCCCAAGAUGUCCGUCUUCGGCGUGCGCAGCCCCGGCCACGAAGGCGCCGGCGUGGUCGUGAAAGUAGGCUCCAACGUGACGAACUGGAAGGUGGGCGACCGCGCGGGUAUUAAGCCUGCGUAUGACGCUUGUUUUGACUGCGAGCUCUGCUGGUCGGGCAAGGAGACGUACUGCCCCCAGAGUCCCCAGAUAGGGCUUCAAUUCCCCGGGAGUUACCAGCAGUACGUGCUGUCUCCGGCGCGGUACACGCAGAGGAUCCCUGAGGGCGUUGAUGAUUUCGUCGCGGGCCCGAUUAUGUGCUCCGGCAGCACUAUCUACAGCUCGAUCAAGGAAUCUGGGUUGAAGCCAGGGGAUUGGGCAGUGUUUCCAGGUGCUGGUGGCGGCGUGGGCCACAUGGGCGUGCAGCUGGCGAGAGCGAUGGGUAUGCGCGUUGUUGGCGUCGACGGCGGAGACGAUAAGAAGGAGCUGUGUAUGAAGCUCGGCUGCGAGGCUUUCGUUGACUUCACGAAGGUGACGGAUGUCGCGGCGGAGGUGGUCAAGAUCUGCGAUGGAAAGGGAGCGCAUGGCAUCUUUAUCACGGCUACGAGUGCGUCGGCAUAUAAGACUGCGCCUAUGAUGGCCAGAAUUGGCGGGAAGGUUAUGUGUAUCGGACUACCUCCGCCAGGGGACGGCUUCGGGGAAGCAAAUCCGCUGCUGUUCAUAGGCAAGAAUCUGCACAUGAUCGGGACGAAAGUCGGGUCGCUGCUGGAUACGCAGAAGGCGCUCGAGUUCGCGGCGAGGGGUCUCCUUAAACCCAUCUAUGAAGUGUUUCCGCUAGCGAAGAUGCCGGAUGCGGUCGCGAAGCUGCAAGCUGGAAAGGUCGCGGGGAGACUGGUCGUUGACUUCAACUCAUAG
Molecule: messenger RNA, 1089 nt
Organism: Trematosphaeria pertusa
Lineage: Eukaryota; Fungi; Ascomycota; Dothideomycetes; Pleosporales; Trematosphaeriaceae
Product: GroES-like protein
Exons: 4
Coding region: 1-1089 (362 amino acids)
Molecular function (GO): zinc ion binding; oxidoreductase activity
Source: RefSeq, a predicted model, not a curated record